Molecule: messenger RNA, 1758 nt
Organism: Fomitiporia mediterranea MF3/22
Lineage: Eukaryota; Fungi; Basidiomycota; Agaricomycetes; Hymenochaetales; Hymenochaetaceae
Product: Pet127-domain-containing protein
Exons: 11
Coding region: 1-1758 (585 amino acids)
Biological process (GO): mitochondrial RNA 5'-end processing
Cellular component (GO): mitochondrial envelope; mitochondrion
Source: RefSeq, a predicted model, not a curated record
AUGGUGCCUGUACGUGACUACGGCCGAAGAGUAGAGGGACUCAUCGAGCAUUCGGAGUCGGAAAUGCUUGAAGAAAUUGAGCCGCCGACAGGGAAAGUUCCCAUUGCAACUCUCGCUCAUGGACUUGACCGAGUGCUUUUCAAUCCUGGUGUACACUGGGUUCAAGAUCCGCGGUCGCGCGUGUACAACUUCAACCCCUUCGUACAAAAUGUGCCAGAUAUCAAAGACUUUGGAUUUGAGCGCCUUCCCCCAUUUAUUCGAAGCUCUAGAGAUACGAUCAUGAGAGGUCUGGCCGAAUCGAAAGGGAAACGCUUUGCAGGAUCCACUUCCUCUCUGACCGGGCUUCUUUGCCAUAUAUAUUUCCUCCUUUCUCAAGACCACACCGUCGAUGUCAGAACAAUGGCUGCUCCUUUCUCAACUGCAAGGACAACGUUCACUCCAGGACAGCGCAUGCCAACGGCAGUAGUAUUCAAUCAUAAAAAUGGUGUAUACAUGAUCGACUCCGAUAGUACCGAUAAUGAUGAUAGUGAAUGGAACAUCCUCAUGUGGCUGGGUACUAUGUUGGAGAGCUUCCUCACUUUACCAAGGAACGAGUUUGAGAAAUUACUCCGUACCUUGAGUCCCGAAAACACAUUUGAAAAACAACCGGAAGCGUACCGAUACUCACAAUCAAAGUCAUUUGUGAUGCGUUCCCAACUCGAUUGUGUCGACCCACGACUUCCAGGCUCCGGAGUUUUCGACAUCAAAACGCGUGCUGCCUUGCCUCUUCGCAUGGAUAAUUUGAACUUCAAGGAAAACUCAGGCUACUUAAUCACCUCAUUACAUGGAUAUCUACAUAGCUUUGACAGGGAAUAUUACGAUUUGAUUCGUUCAGCUUUCUUGAAGUACAGCUUCCAAGCUCGAAUUGGUAAUAUGGAUGGAAUCUUCCUGGCAUACCACAACACCGCAAGAAUUUUCGGCUUUCAAUACGUACCACUAGAGGAGAUGGAUCGUCGACUCUUUGGUGAUUAUUUAGAGAAGAAGCCAAAUGGGAUCAGUCUUGGCCAAUAUGAGACAGGCGGUACUGCGGCAGGCUGGCGCAUUUUCAAGAAGUGUGUUAGAUUGUUGGAGGAAAUUGCUAGUGAGAUCGCGGAAUGCUUCCCGGGGAAGUCUGUCACUUGCCUAGCGGAGACACGCAAAAACCGGGGCGUUAUGAGGAUCUGGGUUCAGCCCGUAGACGAAGAAACCGAGCCAACCAACGACGACGAGAUACCGAUGGUCACUCCGAGUUUGAAGAAGCCUAUAGUUCUGCUAGAAGUGACGACGCAUAAUUUCUUAGACGGUCAACCAGUCCUUGGUCCAGGAGCAGUCUUCGGAUCAAAGAAACCAUGGACGGUCCAGUGGUCAAUUUCUCGAUCCACACUGUCAGAACGCAUCAUUCGAAAAGAACUCGUAGAAGCAAAGCAUCGCAAGAACAGACCGACAUCGUAUCCAGCAGGUGUCGACGCUGAGAACUUGGAAGAGUUCAUAAAGAAUCUUGGGUUCGGGAAUCCAGAGACUAUGCCCAAUGCAAAGAACUUCAAGCGUCCAGAUGCUUUUAUUCGACGUUGUCGGAUGAUUGCAAGAGCCGGAGCUUUGGAAGCUGAGCGUCUGAAGCUUGAGGAUGAGGCGAGGGGUGUGCAGGUUUUGGGACAAGAAGACGCUUUAUAUCCUGAGGGUCAGCUCUCAUCAGCAAGUAACAAAUCAAACGGUGACAAGAUUUCGUUUGCUUCAUUGUGA